This is a messenger RNA of Paramuricea clavata, 447 nucleotides long. The record is from the annotation of a GenBank genome assembly. NCBI's taxonomy places the organism in Eukaryota, Metazoa, Cnidaria, Anthozoa, Malacalcyonacea, Plexauridae.
AUGAUGUUCGGACGAAACGUCAACGACAAGCUUCCAUCACUACAGCCGUCGGCGCCCAUAAAGAUCAACCGUAUGUCAUACCGACAGCACGACACCAACAACAUUAAGCAAAAGGGAAAGUGCUACCACGAUAUUAAGAAGAAAAUGCAGCCCAGCUCAAUUAAAGUCGGCGAUCACGUCCUUAUCCGUUCGGAAAAGAAAGGCAAAGUAGCACUACCGUGGCGUGCGAAUACGUUUCGUGUCACCGCCGUCAAGGGUGACUCCAUCCUAAUCGAAGAUGGAAAUCACCGCCUCAUGCGCCACUCUACGGCUGUUAAGAAAAUGCCAAUAACAGUUACAACUGCCCCAGAUGUUCCAACAACACCUCCAGAAACAAUUGUUGCUCAACGACCUCGUCGCUCUAUAAAACGACAACCAAACUAUUACGGUUAUAGUUCUACCGCAUGA